GGCAACAUUCCUAUUCACACCAACGAUGUCGCUGCUACAGAACCAGGACUUCGUCAUAUACCGUAUUCGCAGCCGCUAUUUACAAUGUAUGAAAGAUGGAGUUAGCGACCGCCUCAUCACCGUCAAUCCCACCGCCCUUAACGUACCUGCCUUCAAGAACGCUGGCUGGGGAGUCGACAUCAAGCGUGCCCACUCUCCGCCGAUUCCAUGUGGUCCUGCGGGGGACUACUUCGCGACAGCAGCAGGCCGGACGUUCAACGAUGAGGCUACCGCCGGCCAGAGACCACGGGGCGAUGAGACGAGCACACUAUUAGGUUCUCGGUUCUCGAGUGACAGCACAGACGCGCCGGUCGAUACGAAACAGUUGAAGACUGGAGCUACGGCGAGGAUGGAGAUGCAUAGGGAGGAGGAUGAUAGCUCGGAUAUGAGUGAAGAUUCCGACGACGACCAGAAUUCUGAAACCACGGAUAAGCCAGGACAGAAGAUACAGUUCGAUUUUACGAAGAAAGAGCUGCCACAUCGUCCCCGCGCCGGAUCAUCGCCGAUACGCAAUGGACCACAGGUCAUGGUCACGUCGUCGUCGCUAUCGAAGAAUCGCACACGCCGCCUACGAGGUGGAUCCCACGGAGAUGUCGAUUUUAAGUCCGCUACAGCGUCUAUCGAUUACGAUGCGGUCCCCGGCGCCGACGAAGAGCUACUGUCCUCUGGCAUCAUGAGGGAUCGCGGUCUACACUCCGAGAUCAUGAACAAGUUACGGUCAUCGCCGAACUCAUCGUUGCCUCACGAUCACGGCUUCGAUACCGGAGACGAAUCGGAUGCUAGCAGCACUCUUUCCUCCGACUUCAUGCCCACCGCGGACUCGAAUCCCGAUGUGAUCGGAAACUCUCUCUCGCCACCCCCGAGAGCUGUCCAGCGCACUUCCCCCGCAGUGCUGAACGCCUUACCACCGCCUAUCCGCCCCGUCUCCAUGAUGCAGCCAGUCUCCCUGUUGAGCAAGCUUCUCAAGUCCGCCGAAGCCGAGAGCCCGAUGGAUGCAUACAAAUUCUUCGACGGAAAAGGCGAGCUUGCUCCCGUCUACCUCAGGAUCAUCAUACCGUUUCGCGGGGGAGGCGUUGAACCAUUCGAAAUCGUUCUCAGCCGAUUCGCCAAAGAAGACGGCGGUGGCAAGAACAGAGAGACGACUGUUGCGGAGGCGAUUGGGUUUGUGCUUUACAAGUACGUGGAGGAGAAGAAAACACCUGCGCUUCAAGACGAACAACUCGAUAUUAACCGCUGGGUUUUCCGGAUGGUCGACGAAGGCGAGCCUGAUGAUGACUUCCCUCCUUUGGAGCGAACUCAGCCCAUCACCUCCUACAUGACCAAGAAGUCAGCGCGUGGGGGCCGACUUGCUCAACAGAAGGAAGUCAAGCUGGAAGGCGAGUUUGCACUGUGUAGGGCUACGGAGGAACAAUUUGUCCAACACUGUAAAGUCACGCCGAGCACGACGAAGUCCCCGAUGAAGAGGAAACCUGCGCCAAUAACAUUGGCACCCUCCUCAGGCUCCACAAACCUCUAUGCAAACCACGGAGGACCCCUUACUCCCACACCCACACUUGGACCAUCGGCUCGUCAAGCGGCAGCCGAGGCCUCCGCGAUGGCAACGAACAGCACACCCCGUGUCGGCCCGUCUAAGAUCCUCCGAAUCCACCUUUCCACCAUUGACGAGUUCGCCCAGAGCAUCUCAGUCUGCGUCACGACCGAUACCUACAUUGCUGAAGUCCUCGAGCAGGUCUGCCGGAAGAAGCACCUCGACAAGGAUAAAUUCAUACUUCGUAUCACCGGAGUAUCGAAUGUCGUCGCGCCCCUCGACCGCACCGUGGCCUCUCUCGGAGAACGCGGGGAACUGGACCUUGUCCGCCGCCGCUUCGUCGGUGCUUCGGAGAGUCUUGGAGAUCGGCCUGGUUCCCCGUCUACACUGAAUUCCCCCAAUGCACCCCUGAUCAUUGGCAGCUCCUCGCGCACUCCCACCAAGAAGCCCAAGAUCCUUCAACCCGCCCUCUGGGCUCCCGACAUGCUCUCAUCCGAAGACUACCUCAAAUUCACGGUUUGGCGCAAAGCACCCAUGAGCUUUAUGUCGCGUCAUGAGCGCGUUCUCGCCGUCGAUGGAGAAUACGUCCACAUCAUGCCUAGCGAGCAGAAGACCCUCCUCAACGCAUUCGAGAGCCAGACGAAAACCAGAAGUAUUCACAUCUCAGCGAUCAUCGGCUGCAAGACGUACCGCAAGGCGCCCAGUAACUUCAAGAUCCUCGUCAUGCGCCAGCAGAAGGAGACGAAGAGGUACGAUUUUGAGGCGAUGAGUGAAGAGCAGGCAGAGGAAGUCGUACACGCCCUGAGGAAGGCCAUGUCGGAAUACCGCAUGGAUCACCCGAGUAUGGGCUUGUAGAGAGGAGAGUUGGGGAUAUGUGCGAGCACGAUGGGAUCUGUUCCGGCGUUGGCAUAAUUUCGUAUUUUCUUUGUAUUUUGUUUGUAUUAGGAGUUGAGUAUUGUUAAGGGGUGUCAUUUCAUUCUUGUUCCUGGUUCUUGGGAAUACCGGUACCCUGGUCUGGCUUAAGUGCACUGAAUUCUAACGCUUCGAUCGUAAUGGCGGGGACGCGGUUCUACUCCACCAAGGCACGACAAGCUGACCUGCAACGCGACAACUGGAUGCAGCCGCCGUCAUCGAAUACUUCAGCUUUCAACUUUUCUGUGUCAAUUACAGCUGAUAUACCAAGACGCAGACUCCGCUCGAGGUUCUCACCCGCCGCCGCGUA
Tricharina praecox is the source of this 2789-nucleotide messenger RNA. Its product is annotated as stress-activated map kinase interacting protein 1-domain-containing protein. Gene Ontology annotation, biological process: TORC2 signaling. The transcript has 4 exons. Gene Ontology annotation, cellular component: plasma membrane; TORC2 complex; cytoplasm. Bases 26 to 2422 code for a protein of 798 amino acids. The record is from RefSeq and is a predicted model, not a curated record. Gene Ontology annotation, molecular function: phosphatidylinositol-4,5-bisphosphate binding. Lineage: Eukaryota; Fungi; Ascomycota; Pezizomycetes; Pezizales; Pyronemataceae.